This is a messenger RNA of Eremothecium gossypii ATCC 10895, 1689 nucleotides long. It is a transcript of the gene LYP1, whose product is annotated as lysine permease. Gene Ontology annotation, cellular component: membrane. Gene Ontology annotation, molecular function: amino acid transmembrane transporter activity. The transcript has a single exon. The record is from RefSeq and is marked provisional. The coding region runs from base 1 to 1689 and encodes 562 amino acids. Gene Ontology annotation, biological process: amino acid transmembrane transport. NCBI's taxonomy places the organism in Eukaryota, Fungi, Ascomycota, Saccharomycetes, Saccharomycetales, Saccharomycetaceae.
AUGGCGCCAAAGGAUACGGCGGUGUCGGAGACCUCUACGCGGUCUCGCUAUAUCAAAAAGGGCAAGACUUUAGAGAAUGACAUUGAGCUACAGUCGGUGACGCCAGCCACCGGGGAGUUCCCCGAGGACCACACGGAAGAGGGCGACUACCAGGAGACGGAGGUCAAGAGGGCGCUGAAGGCGCGGCACAUCUCGAUGAUCGCGCUGGGCGGGACGAUAGGCACAGGCCUGUUCAUUGUGAUUGCAUCCCCGCUGCGGACAGCGGGGCCAGUGGGGUCGCUGUUGGCGUACAUCUUCAUCGGUACGGUGGUGUACUCGAUCACGCAGUCGCUGGGGGAGAUGGCGACGUUCAUUCCUGUGACGUCGUCGGUGACGGUAUUUUCAAAGCGGUUUCUGUCGCCUGCGUUUGGCGUGGCAAACGGGUAUAUGUACUGGUUCAACUGGGCGAUCACGUUUGCUGUCGAGCUUUCUGUGGUUGGCCAGAUCAUACAGUACUGGACGGACCGCGUGCCAAUCGCGGCGUGGAUUGUGAUUUUCUGGGUCCUGGUGACGCUAGUUAACUUCUUCCCGGUGCGCUUCUACGGUGAGAUAGAGUUCUGGAUUGCGUCGGUCAAGGUGCUGACGAUUGUGGGCUAUCUAAUUUACGCGUUCAUUAUUGUCUGUGGCGGCUCCAAGCAGGGCCCAAUCGGCUUCCGCCACUGGCGGGAUCCCGGCCCGUGGGGCAAGGGCGUCAUCUCGCACAACCAGAAAGAGGCACGCUUCCUCGGCUGGGUCUCGUCGCUGAUCAAGGCUGCGUUUACGUACCAGGGGACAGAGCUUGUCGGUAUCACUGCAGGUGAGUCCACGAACCCAAGAAAGAACGUCCCCAAGGCCAUCAACAAGGUCUUCUUCCGGAUUCUAUUCUUCUACAUUGGCUCACUGCUAUUCGUUGGCCUGCUGGUGCCCUACGAUGACCCUCGGUUAAACAGCGAGUCUAGCACGGACGUCAAUGCCUCACCAUUUGUGAUCUCCAUUAAGAAUGCAGGUACAAAGAUUUUGCCCGACAUCUUUAACGCUGUCGUGCUGAUCACCGUCAUUUCCGCAGCGAACUCCAACGUUUACAUUGGCUCUCGUGUUGCAUACUCUCUGGCGCUCGCUGGCAACGCUCCCAAGCAGCUUGCCUUCGUCACCAAGCAGGGUGUGCCCUACUUCGGCGUUCUGAUCACGUCGCUAAUGGGCCUGAUGUCCUUCCUCGUGCUCAACCACAACGCCAGCACCGCAUUCGACUGGCUGGUUAACAUUUCCACCCUUGCAGGCUUGUGCGCCUGGCUUUUCAUCUCGCUCGCCCACAUCCGCUUCAUGCAGUGCCUCAAGCAUCGCGGCAUUUCGCGCGACGACCUGCCGUUCAAGGCCAAGUUCAUGCCCUGGGCCGCAUACUACGCAACCUUCUUUGUCACGGUCAUCAUCUUCAUCCAGGGCUACACUGCCUUCACUCCGAAGUUCGACGUUACCACCUUCUUCACCUCCUACAUCUCUCUAUUUUUGAUGCUGCUGGUGUUCAUCGGCUGCCAGAUCUACUACAAGUGUCGCUUUCUGUGGGCGGUUGAGGACAUCGACAUCGACAGCGACCGCCGCGAGAUCGACGCCAUCGUCUGGGAAGAGGAUGAACCCAAGAACAUUUGGGACAAGUUUUGGUCUGCUGUGGCCUAG